AUGGGCUUCAACCUCCUUGGCUCCAAGAGAGCUUUCAACUGGUAUAUAUCCCUUGUCGCGGCAUCGUGCAUGGUGCUUUACGGCUACGAUGCUUCCGUAUACAAUUCCGUCCAGGGUUCCGACAACUGGGUCGCAUAUUUCGAUGACCCGGACGCAAACACGAUCGGUGCGGUGAACACAGCCUAUACAGUGGGUGCCAUCUUCGGCGGUUUCUUCUUGGGUGGACCAUGUGCAGACUUUUUGGGCCGUAAGAUCGGCAUGGCCAUUGGUUGUGUUCUGGUUAUCGCGUCUACCUUCAUGCAGACGUGGGCCCCCCGGCACAAUAUCGGAUGCUUUAUUGCGGGACGAACCAUUAUCGGUAUUGGCCAGGGUAUUGCAUUGACGUCCGGGCCAAUCUACAUCGGUGAACUCGCGCCCCCAGAGAUUCGGGGAAAGAUUAUGACAUUCUGGCAAAUGUUCUACUCGGUGGGCUCCUUCAUCUGCUUCUGGGUGAACUAUGGCUGCACCAACCACAAGGAGAAUUUAGGCGAGUGGGACUGGAAGAUGGUCGUGAUCUUCCAGCUUCUCAUGCCGACUCUUAUUCUCAUCUUGCUGCCAACUAUUCCCGGCAGUCCACGAUGGUUCAUUCAACGUGGAAACAACGUCGAGAAAGCUCGUGCAGCCCUUUCAAAGGUGCGAGAGACCGACCAAGAGGUGGAGGAUGAGCUGCUGAGAAUCCGCGAAGCCCUUGAGUAUGAGAAGGAAGCCAUCUCCAGCAACUACUCGGCCCUCUGGAAGGACAAGUCUCUGCGCAAGCGUAUGGUCCUUGCCUUGAUCAUCAACGCUGGUCAACAGAUCACUGGACAGGGGAGCUUGAACUCCUACUCGACCAAGAUCUACCAAAAGGUCUUUCCCAGCGCCAGCCAGAUUGCCCUCAUCAACGCCCUCAACGCGACGUUUGGUAUCCUCUUCACGCUCAACGCGGUGUGGAUCAUCGAUCGGUUUGGACGUAAGUUCUUACUGAUCGUCGGAGGUAUCGGUAUGGGUAUUUGCAUGAUCAUAGUCUCCGCUGUCGAGACAGAAACACCAUCACCGAACGACACGAAGAGUACGCCUGUCGGCAUAUCCAUCGUGUUCUUACUCUUCCUAUUUAUUUUCUUCUACAAACCAUCUUGGGGUGCGACAGUCUGGAUCUGGACAUCCGAGGUCUUCUCCAUGAACGUCCGAGCGCAAGCCGUCGGCAUGGCCUCUCAAACGCAGAAUGUCGCCAACGCCAUCUUUCAGCAGUUCUUCCCCAUCUUCCUGGACAACUGUGGCUUUUACGCAUUCUACAUGUUUGCAGGUAUCAACUUUCUCCUUGCAGUCUUUGUCUGGUUCUUCAUCCCCGAAACCAAGCAGGUUCCUUUGGAAGAAAUCGAUGCUCUGUUUGGUGGCGCGAACCACGUCACUCGUGGCGAAGAGCUCAUUGCCACUGAGAAGCAGCAGGUGUCUGCCACCCACAAGGAGUAG
Molecule: messenger RNA, 1488 nt
Organism: Aspergillus mulundensis
Lineage: Eukaryota; Fungi; Ascomycota; Eurotiomycetes; Eurotiales; Aspergillaceae
Product: putative MFS sugar transporter
Exons: 5
Coding region: 1-1488 (495 amino acids)
Biological process (GO): transmembrane transport; carbohydrate transport
Cellular component (GO): membrane
Molecular function (GO): carbohydrate:proton symporter activity
Source: RefSeq, a predicted model, not a curated record